This is a messenger RNA of Oryza sativa Japonica Group (Japanese rice), 703 nucleotides long. Lineage: Eukaryota; Viridiplantae; Streptophyta; Magnoliopsida; Poales; Poaceae. The record is from RefSeq and is a predicted model, not a curated record.
ACAAGUCAAAUCACGAUUAGGUGUUAUUCCGAUUCGCUGAUGCGAUACAUAAAAACAAGCUAGCAUGGCCUGGAACAAUUAUCUAGUAGAAUCCAGUGCACACGCGCAAUCUCUAUCGCCACACUUUUUCACGAUCGAUUUCAAUUCAGUGUGCGCGUCGAUUAGCAAACAUGCAUUUCAUCUGCAGAUUCUGACAGCUAUAUUAUGCGACAACUAAACUGAUAAUCUGACAGCCAUUGAUCGAUCAACUAUAAAUAAGGAAGAAACCAUGCACACCACAACACAAAUCAUCAACAAGCUCACAAAGCAAGCAAGCAAAGCUAGACAGAAGAAGCCUCUAGAACCUUCCAGAAGCAAGGUAGCUAAUCGAACAAUGGCGGAGAUGGUGGCGAGGCUGGCGUCGGAGAGGGCGGUGGUGGUGUUCACCAAGAGCGGCUGCUGCAUGUGCACCGCGGUGACGACGCUGCUCGGCGAGCUCGCCGUCAGCGCCGCCGUGCACGAGCUCGACAGGGAGCCGCUCGGGAAGGAGAUGGAGAGGGAGCUCGCCAGGAGGCUCUACGGCUCCGGCGGCCGCGGCGGGCCCGCCGUGCCGGCGGUGUUCAUCGGCGGGAGCCUCGUCGGCAGCACCAGCAAGGUGAUGGCCAUGCAUCUCAAGGGGGAGCUCGUGCCAAUGCUCAAGAACGCCGGUGCACUGUGGCUUUAA